ACUGUAUCUUGUAUAUAAAUAAGCACAUAUAUAGGUAGGCUUGUCUGCAUCUGCAUCUCCCGCAACUUGACUUUAAGGUAAUCAAUGAACAUAAUUUGCCGUCGUCUUGCGAAUAAUGUGAACAUUUCCAUUUUCCGCAUUUCUCAUACAAAGACAUAAGGCUUUACACAGAUACCUACUAAAAUGGCCGAAAAGCCACCUCAAGUUGAAGGUGUCAUGGACACACAAAUUCAAGUCCCUCCCCCUUUAAGGGCGGCACCGCAGCCGGACUUGACAACAAAUGAAAAGAAACAGGAUGCAAUACAAGCUUGCGCUCCGGCGCCGAUCUCCAGCCUGAUUGUUGAAGAGCCCUCGAGGCCGCCAAACACGGCAGAAAGAAAGAAUAGGCCGCCUCGAAUCGUCCAGGAGCGGGACCAUCCAAUGGUAACACCUCUGGAGCAACUCGAUGAACAUACACACUGGAUAGAUUGCCCUGCUUGCAGAAGGCGGACCAAAACAAUCGCCACAAAGGAGGGUGAUACGAUGCAAAUAGUAGUAGGAAUUUUGCUCUGUUCCGUCUGUCCGUGCCUCGCUUGUCUGCCGUGCAUGGGACACUGGUUCGAAAAUACUCGUAUUACUUGCUCAGCUUGCAAGGUCCAUAUUGCUAGUAUCUCCCCUGCGGGUCAAGUGCAAGUCAUUCUAGUACAAGGAAGGGGGCAACGGCCGUCUGUGUACUAUCAGCCUGGUUUCGAGGCUAAGUAGUCUAUGAGAUAGGUGUUUGAAUGAGAAUUACCAUACUCAGCAUACCUGACAGCUGUAGAGGAUCUCUACAUAUGUUAGGUACUACUUAUCAAUAGAUUCUUACGUGGCGUUUAUAGCUUACACCGUCGAUUAGGUGGCUUCAAACUAGUUAAAUCAACACGUCCAAGAUAGCCCAGCCCCUUUUCUGUGGUACGUCUCGUAAGCUUUAGGCUAUCUAGCUUCAUGUAAAAGCCUAAACUUCGACCAGUCAUUGGGCAUGGCCAUCGUGAACUAAGGCGAGGGGUGGGCGUUAGGCUAGACUACGGUGUCGCCGGAGCUGAAAGGACAUUAUGAUAGAUAAUAGAUGAUACAAGAAAUUCA
Molecule: messenger RNA, 1101 nt
Organism: Daldinia caldariorum
Lineage: Eukaryota; Fungi; Ascomycota; Sordariomycetes; Xylariales; Hypoxylaceae
Exons: 4
Coding region: 184-741 (185 amino acids)
Source: RefSeq, a predicted model, not a curated record